This is a messenger RNA of Capsella rubella, 1113 nucleotides long. RefSeq names its product ras-related protein RABE1c. Bases 196 to 846 code for a protein of 216 amino acids. The transcript has 9 exons. Gene Ontology annotation, cellular component: plasma membrane. Lineage: Eukaryota; Viridiplantae; Streptophyta; Magnoliopsida; Brassicales; Brassicaceae. Gene Ontology annotation, biological process: protein secretion; regulation of exocytosis. The record is from RefSeq and is a predicted model, not a curated record. Gene Ontology annotation, molecular function: GTP binding; GTPase activity.
CAAUUGCUAACGUGCACGCGAAGCAGAAGAAGAAGAAGAAGAAGACGACGACGAAGUAAAAUAGAAGAAGCCGGGAAAAAUCUAAAAAGCUAAAUCGGGACUGGCGCAUUUUAGCCGUCCGCCAUAACCUUCGCUCUUCGCUCCUCUCCGAUUACAUCGGUUCCUUCUUCUCUCUCUCUCACUUGCUCCGAUUCAAUGGCUGCUCCACCUGCUAGAGCCAGAGCCGAUUACGAUUAUCUCAUUAAGCUUCUUCUGAUUGGAGAUAGCGGUGUUGGUAAGAGUUGUCUUCUUCUACGUUUCUCUGAUGGAUCUUUCACCACUAGCUUCAUUACCACCAUUGGCAUUGACUUUAAGAUAAGAACGAUUGAGCUUGAUGGCAAACGUAUCAAGCUUCAGAUUUGGGACACAGCUGGUCAAGAACGGUUUCGGACUAUCACCACUGCUUAUUACCGUGGGGCAAUGGGAAUUUUGCUGGUAUAUGAUGUCACUGAUGAGUCGUCCUUCAACAACAUUAGGAACUGGAUUCGUAAUAUCGAACAGCACGCUUCAGAUAAUGUUAACAAGAUCCUGGUAGGGAACAAGGCUGACAUGGAUGAAAGCAAGAGGGCUGUACCUACAGCAAAGGGUCAGGCUCUUGCUGAUGAGUAUGGAAUCAAGUUCUUCGAAACAAGUGCCAAGACAAACCUAAACGUGGAAGAGGUUUUCUUCUCAAUAGGGAGGGACAUUAAGCAGAGGCUUUCAGACACCGACUCCAGGGCAGAGCCUGCAACUAUCAAGAUAAGCCAAACAGACCAGGCUGCUGGAACCGGACAAGCCACACAGAAGUCUGCAUGCUGUGGAACUUAGAAGUUCAAAAAAGCCUUAAAGUGAAGUAUUAAGUCGAAAAAAAAAAGUUUGGGGUGAAGUGAAAAAACAAACUAAGAUAUCGUUGGGUGCUUCUGUAAUUUUUGUUUUAUUCCAACAUUCCUGAUUCGUUCUAAAUUGUCCUUCUUAUUUGUACGAAGGUUUAAUCGAAACUUGUAUUUUUCUUUUCUCUUGCUUAUCUUUUCUUUUAUGACAGGUGACUGCAUUGUUUAUGUUGGUCAUCACUCAUAUCACUUCUCUCUUAUAUUA